Molecule: messenger RNA, 1056 nt
Organism: Morus notabilis
Lineage: Eukaryota; Viridiplantae; Streptophyta; Magnoliopsida; Rosales; Moraceae
Exons: 6
Coding region: 253-711 (152 amino acids)
Source: RefSeq, a predicted model, not a curated record
UCUGUUUGGUGCGUGUAUUUUCCUUUCCCGUGCUUUCUGUUUGUUUCUCAGUAAAAUCAAAUCUUAUCGCCGUUUCUUUUUCCGUGACGGUGGUUUUCGAGUAGAGCAAACGCUCGCUCCCUCCUCGUAUACGUGUAUAUAUAUGUGUGUGUGCAUAUCUUUCUUGUUCUACAAGAGCUGUGUUAGAGAGAGAGAGAGAGAGAGAGUGACACAAGACUUUGAAAUUUGAUUAGCUGUUUGGAGAGAGAGAGAAUGGAGGGAAAGAAGCAGGUCGGUUCGUCUUCUUCUUCCUUCACGACUGAGCUGUUUGGUUCGAAGGAUUCAUCGUCUUCAUCCGGAAUUUUCGGCUCAAUCUUCCCUCCUCCAUCGAACUCGAAGGUCCUAGAGAGAGAGUCUCUGCACUCUGGAACGCCUGGGAAGAACGAAAACUUUGUGAAUAAAUCAUGCAACACCAAAUCUGGAACUGCAGAUGACGCUUUCAGCAAGGAAAGUGAGAGCCAGAGCCAGCAAAAUAGGGACACCACUUCCAAUUACUAUGAGCAAAGAGUACAGCAACCAUGUCAUCUCAGUUCAUCAAUCUAUUAUGGUGGUCAGGACAUCUACUCUCGUCCCCCGGGUGCAGAAAACUCUACUUACAAGAAAGAUGGGACUGAAGAUGAUUCAGGAAGUGCUUCAAGAGGAAACUGGUGGCAAGGCUCUCUUUAUUAUUAGGAGUGGCCUUGUCCAAACCAUACACUCAGCAAGGUAAAAUAAAAUAGGAAAAUAGCAUAGCAGCAGUUUAUAUAAAGAUAGAUGAUAGCCGUCCGAUCGCUGUUGGAGCUGGUUCUUUUCGCCCGGCCAAACGACAGAACCUUAUAUGAAUCAAUAGUUAUAUGUAUCUGUUUUUAAUUUAAGCUGUAAAGGAAUAUUGAACUUGGCAUUUUCCUGUAAAGUUUGUAUGGUUUUGUGAGCUAAUUUAUCAUGCGUUCUGUGGUUGAGACUUUGCAUCCUAAAGGGGGGUGGAAAAAAAAGGGCCACGUUAUUUAUCUUUUAAUGGGUGGCUGAAUUUAUUCUCUA